UAACAGUCCCACUUAGAUCAACAAACAACAUGAAGUACCAGGUAAAAUAAGACCUAUUACAGUAUUCAACAGCGCUACAUUUCUAAUACAAGUACCUAAUUGUGACAUGAUUAAGUUUUAAUACAUCUACUUUAUUUUACUCAAAUGGUGACACACAUUAGCAAGUGAUAUAUUUCUACAUACAGUUGUGCGUGUAGAACACUAUAUCGUUGUUACAACUCAAAGUGCAACAGAAAGUGUUGAUGUUCUAAAAUGUUGAAUGACGAUGUACAGUUUUUUUGCAACAUCAGAAUGGUUAUUAAAUCGUACAACUCUCCGAUGCUCCUGGCAAUCCUGAUGUUCUUGACCGUGUCACUAUCAGCUGAGAAGUGUCCUGUGAGCGAAGUUCCCUCUGAGUGACCUUGAAGAGUCGGUGCUGCAGCAGAGUAGGCUGCAAGUGAGUGCUGAUUUGCUGCGUACCGUGGCGGUGCAGCAGAGUAAGCAGAAUGUGCUGCUGUCGCCCUUCACGAUCCAUUCUGCCUUGUUGCUGUUGUUCUUCGCCGCCUCUGGAGACACGGAACUGCUGCUGAGGAAACUUCUUCACAUACCGGACACAUUGUCUAAGAACAAAGUAUUGGGGCAGUACCUAAAAGAGAGAAAGGCCGAUGAACUUCAAGGUCAUGGACACAAACUAAUUAACGCUUAUCGAUUAUAUGUAGAAAGUGGACUAGAUAUUAAACCAUGUAUGACGAGUUUAUUUCCAAAAGAAUAUUACAUAACCAACAUGACAAAUCAAGAGGUUACUGCUAACGAUAUACGGCAUUGGAUUGCGAACGAAACCAAUAACAAGAUUGUGUUGAAUCCUUCUUGGAAAAGCGAGUUUAGUUUCAACACCAUGGUAAAAUCGACAAUAUCGAUUAACGCAGCCUACUUCAAAGGUGUUUGGUUAAAUCAGUUUUUGGAAACUGAAACAAAGAAAGAACGCUUUUACAAAUGCAACGAAGAAUUUUAUGAAGUUGAUAUGAUGACCACAUCUGGUUUUUUCACAUUAUGGUUGGAUCAGGAUUCACCUGUGAAGAUUUUAGAAAUACCUUUCAAAGGGAGAACCAUCAGUAUGAUAAUAGUGAUGCCUAAUCAAAAGCAUCAUGAAGAGGUGCUGCAUGAAUUCCUAUACACAUUUAAUAAUGAAGACUUUGAAGAUGUUCUUCGAGUUUUGUCGAAAAAGAUUCCCACAACAGUUCUGGUCCGUCUUCCAAAAAUGGUAGUAGAAAAGGAAUACAAUCUUGAACAGGUGUUAAACCAUCUGGGUGGAGAUCUGCUGUUCGGAGCGGUCACAAAUUUUCAAGACCUUUUUGUGAAAAACCGCUGUAUCACCGUCCUUAAAACAGUACUACACAACGCCAAGGUUGAAGUAGACGAAGAAGGGUCUGUUAAAAAGGAUAUUGCUAACAAACAUCGAAGAAAGUUCAUCGUGAAUCGUCCCUUCGCUUAUUUCAUUUAUCAGAAACCAUCCAAAAGAGUUCUGUUCUCAGGGAUAUUUUACUCUCCCUGAAAGCAUAUAGUGUAUAUAGAAAUAUAUGUAAAUAAAACAUAUUUAAUUAAA
Molecule: messenger RNA, 1582 nt
Organism: Homalodisca vitripennis (glassy-winged sharpshooter)
Lineage: Eukaryota; Metazoa; Arthropoda; Insecta; Hemiptera; Cicadellidae
Product: serpin B4-like
Exons: 6
Coding region: 725-1531 (268 amino acids)
Molecular function (GO): serine-type endopeptidase inhibitor activity
Source: RefSeq, a predicted model, not a curated record